CAGGCAGGUUGAUGAGAGUAAAAGAAACAGCAGAGGGACGUGCAGCUGGGAAAAAAACAUAUUAACCUGUGAAUGCAAAUACUUUUGUGACCAGAGCUGCAGUGAGAAACGUUACAGAAGAAGAAGAGAAGAAAGAGACUACAUCUCUCUCUCUCUCUCUCUCAUGCACUCAGUCACCUGGACUCUCUGCGGCAGACAGACCUUCGUCCACCAGAGACUCUGUGCCCGGCUGCGAAUACAGCCAGACCCUCGGGAGGACAUGAAGAGCGGCAAGAGGUCCUUCAUAGCUUUCAUCAAGGAGAGAAAAAUGGGGUUGAAUGACUUCAUCCAGAAGCUGGUGUCUACCCCACAUAUCUGCCAACAUGUUGAAGUUAAUAACUUCCUGAAGCUGAAUGAGAAUCAAAGCGAGGAGGGUGACGAUGACCAACUUCCUGAAAGUCUGAUGCGCUUGAAUAAACGAAGUUCACUGGAUGAAGACACUCAGAUCAAACCGUGUGAUUUCGACUAUCUCAAAAUCAUCGGCAAAGGCAGCUUCGGAAAGGUUCUGCUGGCUCGGCACAAGGAGUCCACCAAAUACUACGCGGUCAAAGUGCUGCAGAAGAAGAUCAUCUUGAAGAAGAAGGAGCAAAAACAUAUCAUGGCGGAGCGCAGCGUGCUGAUGAAGAACAUCAAGCAUCCCUUCCUGGUGGGGCUGCACUACUCCUUCCAGACCACUGACAAGCUGUACUUUGUGCUCGACUACGUCAACGGCGGGGAGUUGUUCUACCAUCUCCAGAGGGAGAGGAUCUUCCUGGAGCCCAGAGCAAGGUUCUACGCUGCCGAAAUUGCAAGUGCCCUCGGCUACCUCCACUCCCUGCACAUUGUGUACAGAGACCUGAAACCUGAAAACAUCCUGUUGGACUCAUCGGGACAUAUUGUCCUCACAGACUUUGGCCUCUGCAAAGAAGGCCUUACAGACAACAGUACAACUACCACCUUCUGUGGGACGCCAGAGUACCUGGCCCCAGAGGUUCUCCAGAAGCAGGCGUACGACCGCACGGUGGACUGGUGGUGUCUGGGAUCAGUGCUCUACGAGAUGCUCUACGGACUUCCCCCGUUUUACAGUCGCAACACGGCCGAGAUGUACAACAACAUCUUGCACAAGGCUCCCGUGCUCAAGCCCAACGUGUCCAACUCGGGCCGGGACCUGCUGGAGGGCCUCCUGCAGAAGGACCGCACCAAGAGGCUGGGGGUCAAGGAUGACUUUCUUGAACUCAAGUAUCACUCCUUCUUCUCACCGAUCAACUGGGAGGACCUGAUGUCCAAGAAGGUCACUCCUCCAUUCAUUCCCUCAGUGAGCGGCCCCACAGACCUGCAGCACUUCGACCCCGAGUUCACCCACAUGCCUGUCUCCUCCUCUCUGUGCAACGACUCGCUGAGCGUGACCAGCAGCGUCAGGGAGGCGGCCGGCGCCUUCCCGGGCUUCUCCUACGGCCCUCCGGCGGGCAGCUCCUUCAUGUGAGCGCCAGCUGCUCUCACAAGAGACGGGACACGACGCGUGUUGGAUCCAGGGUCUUGCUUCUUGACCGGGGGACCGCAAGGGACCGGCCUGUUUUUAGUGUGAGGACUUUCCAGAGCCCGAUUGGAGGAUCUAACAUGAAUAGAAAUGUGGGUUGGGGGCAGAUUUUGAGGGAUCAUGUGCAUGGAGUAGU
Molecule: messenger RNA, 1691 nt
Organism: Pungitius pungitius (ninespine stickleback)
Lineage: Eukaryota; Metazoa; Chordata; Actinopteri; Perciformes; Gasterosteidae
Product: STKc_SGK domain-containing protein
Exons: 13
Coding region: 164-1501 (445 amino acids)
Biological process (GO): protein phosphorylation
Cellular component (GO): cytoplasm; nucleus
Molecular function (GO): protein serine/threonine kinase activity; ATP binding; phosphatidylinositol binding
Source: RefSeq, a predicted model, not a curated record